CUGUUAGCGAUAGGAGAGCUAAUACUACACCACUUCUCUGUUACUGGCUGCAAACGUACAGUUACAUCUGUGUAGGCGGUUUAUUAUACAGACACUCCCCUUUUUUCAGAAACCCCAAUCGUUGAAUGUCUUGUGUACACAUUUAAAAUAUAUAUAUUUUUUAAAAAUCGCCCUUUAAAGCCAAUAAAUACAUAAACUCCACUUCGCCUGCAUUCCUCGUCGCCUACAUAUUAUUUGAUAACUGAUAUGGAUAUAAUGGAGGGCAGGAACAAGAAAGUGAAGCUGAGCAGCAAACUGCAGAACUGGGGAAUGCAGAGAGCAACUAAUGUUACGUAUCAAGCACACCAUGUUAGUAGGAAUAAGAGAGGACAAGUCCUGGGGACAAGAAGUGGUUUUCGUGGUUGCACAGUGUGGCUAACAGGCCUUUCUGGUGCUGGUAAGACUACAGUGAGCAUGGCAUUGGAGGAGUAUCUAGUGUGUCACGGUAUUCCCUGCUACACCCUUGACGGAGACAACAUCCGCCACGGACUUAGUAAAAAUCUUGGAUUUACUCAGGAAGAUAGGGAGGAAAACAUACGACGUAUUGCAGAAGUAGCCAAGCUGUUUGCUGAUGCUGGUCUUGUGUGUAUUGCAAGUUUUAUAUCCCCUUAUACAAAGGACCGAAAUAAUGCACGGCAAAUUCAUGAAGGGGCGAGCCUACCGUUUUUUGAAGUGUUUGUGGAUGCCCCAUUGUAUGUUUGUGAGCAGCGAGAUGUGAAGGGUCUGUACAAAAUGGCCAGAGCUGGUGAAAUCAAAGGUUUCACUGGGAUUGAUGCCGAAUAUGAGAAGCCUGAAGCACCUGAAUUAGUCCUGAAAACCGAUUCCUGUGAUGUAAACGAUUGCAUUCAACAAGUGGUGGAACUUUUGCAAGAAAGGGAUAUUGUGCCUGUAGAUGCAUCUUAUGAAGUGAAGGAGCUGUAUGUGCCUGAAAACAAACUUCAGCUUGCAAAGACUGAUGCUGAGACAUUGCCCACACUGGAAAUCAAUAAGGUUGACAUGCAGUGGGUACAGGUUCUGGCAGAGGGCUGGGCAACUCCACUUAAUGGCUUUAUGCGAGAAAGGGAGUACUUGCAGUGCCUUCAUUUUGACUGCUUAUUGGAUGGGGGAGUGAUCAAUUUGUCAGUGCCAAUUGUGCUGACUGUGAAUAAUGAUGAUAAGCAGAGACUUGAUGGAUGCACAGCAUUUGCUCUUGUAUAUGAAGGAAAGCGAGUUGCCAUUCUGCGUCAUCCAGAGUUCUACGAACAUAGGAAAGAAGAACGCUGUGCCAGGCAAUGGGGGACAACUUGUAAAGAACACCCAUACAUUAAGAUGGUGAUGGAGAGUGGUGAAUGGUUGGUUGGAGGAGAUUUGCAGGUCCUAGAUCGAAUUUAUUGGGGUGAUGGGUUGGACCAGUACAGACUCACACCUGCUGAGCUGAAGCAAAAGUUUAAAGACAUGAAUGCUGAUGCAGUGUUUGCCUUCCAACUGCGCAACCCGGUACACAAUGGUCACGCCUUACUUAUGCAGGACACCCAUAAACAGCUGUUGGAACGAGGCUACAGACGUCCUGUCCUCCUCCUUCACCCACUGGGAGGUUGGACUAAAGAUGAUGAUGUCCCACUGAUGUGGCGUAUGAAGCAGCAUGCAGCUGUCUUAGAAGAAGGAGUGCUUGACCCAGAGACUACAGUGGUUGCCAUAUUUCCAUCUCCUAUGAUGUAUGCAGGCCCAACUGAGGUUCAGUGGCAUUGCAGGGCAAGAAUGGUGGCUGGUGCUAAUUUCUAUAUUGUGGGUAGAGAUCCUGCAGGAAUGCCACACCCUGAAACUGGAAAGGAUCUGUAUGAGCCUACACACGGUGCCAAAGUUCUAACCAUGGCUCCUGGGCUUAUUUCACUGGAGAUUGUUCCAUUCCGAGUAGCCGCUUAUAACAAGAAGAAGAAGUGGAUGGACUAUUUUGACUCUGCACACCCUGAAGAUUAUGAGUUUAUUUCUGGAACCAAAAUGCGUAAACUAGCUCGCGAGGGUCAAAAUCCCCCUGAUGGCUUCAUGGCUCCAAAAGCCUGGUCUGUGCUGAAGGAAUAUUACAAAGCUUUAGAGAAGGCUUAAAAAUUCAACACCUUUUGUUCGUAACCUGAAUGGACCAUGGAUAUUAUGAUUUGUAUUGUUUUGGGUCUUCUUUUACUUUUUUUGAUAAGGGCCAUCUUUUAAACAAUUUUGAAAAUGAUGAUUUUAAUCAAAAUUCUAUUCCCUUUUGUACUGUUCUCUCUCUUUACAAUUUGUAUUAUAGCAACUCUUUGAAUUAUGUGCAAACUGCUUGUACUAACAAAAAAUUAUAAAUUUGGGCUAAAGCUGAGAGAUUACUAAUCAUUCCACACUCCUGGAGUUAAUUUUAAGUGCAAUUGAUCUUUUUAUCCAAAGAUAAUUGUAUUUAUAUAGUGUGUACUUGUAUGCGUGUUUAUAACUGUCUAUAUGAAUUUACACACAUACACAGGCACAAAUUACAUGUAUGCAAAUAUAUGUACUGUAUGUAUUUAUAGAUGUGCGCAAAUAACUGAAGGCCUAAAUUAAUGGAGUAUGUUUGUAUAAAUGGUAAAUUACUGUGUACAGGUAUUCUUUAAGGUCUGUCCCAAGAUUGUUACAAAUAUCAAUUAUGUAUUCUUAUAUAAUUAUAUUUCUAUAUAUAGAGUUUUCAAUCAGCUGGAAUAUUAAGACUGUCAGUCAUUUCAAAAUCAAUAUUUUAAUUAAAACUGUACAAUAGUUGUAUGGUUAUGUAAUACUAGUUUUAUGGUCCCAAAAGAAAUAUUUAACAGUUAUGAAUUCCACAGCUAGACUGAACUUUAAGGCUGAAACAUUUUUUUUUUGUCUGUAAACUGAAAAUACUUGGGGACCUGUAUGUCAUAUAUCUUCUUUUUAGGAGAUCUGGUAAGAACACAUUGUACUACUUCUAAAUGUUUAGGGUUAAAACAGGACAUUACAAAUUAGAAAACACAGGUAUUUGUACAGCCCAAAUGUGUCAGUUUUUUCACGAUUGGUGGAUGUAGAUAUAUACUGAAAAGCUAUACUAGAGGCUGGCUUCUAUAAGUUUAGUAUUGUUUUACAGAGUUCUAUGCUAAAAAAUUUUUUUUAUAGUAUUACAUUUGUGUUUUAAUUAACAUGCCCCUUUUGAAGUAAGAGCCAAUUAUCAUUGUGGUGUUAAUAUUGUAUAUGAUUGCAUUUUUUUUUUGGUGUGGUGGGUGUUGCAAAUUGGAAAAAAAUCUUUUUUUGAAGCUUGCCCCUAAAAUGCAGAUUAGCGCAAUGUCACCCUAUAAAUACUGUUCCAAUUGGUCAAAGCACAGAGUUGUUCCCAUUCCCUAAGGAAAUGUGUCUACUACUUCUUGUUAAUAGAUAAAAUGCAACUAAGAGUAAAAGAAAAUCACAAUAUAUGAUGUGUUACUUGAUUGUGGGACAUUUUUCUCUUAGGGAAAUUCAGUUAGCAAGACUUUUUACAUUGCUGCCAAAAAGCAAAUUCCUACAUUUUGUGAAAACACUUGGCUCAUUGUUAAUUUUAUAUAUUUUACAAGUCUUUUUUUUUUUUUUUCUUUUAAUACAUUUUUAUUAUCUUAUUUCUAUCUACAGUGUUUUUUUUAAUAAUUUAUGUUUUUUCUUUGUAACAAGAAUGUUUCUUGUAAUAACUUUAUUAUAUCUUCAUCAAGAAUGUGUUAUUUUGUCAGCCUUAUUAAUGUUCGCUAUCCAACAUGUUUUUACUCUGCUGCUUUUCAACUAAAAUAUUAAAUCUUCAACUGAUCCUUUUUUACUUA
Molecule: messenger RNA, 3812 nt
Organism: Bombina bombina (fire-bellied toad)
Lineage: Eukaryota; Metazoa; Chordata; Amphibia; Anura; Bombinatoridae
Gene: PAPSS1
Product: 3'-phosphoadenosine 5'-phosphosulfate synthase 1
Exons: 12
Coding region: 247-2121 (624 amino acids)
Biological process (GO): 3'-phosphoadenosine 5'-phosphosulfate biosynthetic process; sulfate assimilation
Molecular function (GO): adenylylsulfate kinase activity; ATP binding; sulfate adenylyltransferase (ATP) activity
Source: RefSeq, a predicted model, not a curated record